CGCCGGUGUCCGGUGUCAGACUGUCAGCAGCUGUUGAGACCAUGAACGGUAGGACCGAAGCGACACGUUAAACACACCCAGAAUAAACGAGCGGACCCGGUCCAGAGCCGCUACAGAACCGUUACAGACCGGACCGGACCGCGGAGACGAGCCGCCGUUGUGUCUGUGGAGCUGCCGCCGGAGCUAACAGGCUAACAGGCUAACUGACAGCAGACCGUCAGCUGUUAUCUAACGGGGCUAACCGGGCUAACUGACAGGCCACGGGCUCAUGCUCACCACGCUGCACCGCACCGACCCGUUCUGACCCGGGAUACGUAGGGGACCGUCGGAACCGCUCUCAGCCGGACUGUCUCCGGGUUGCACCGCCCGUCUGCGGCGGAGUUCAACCGGACAGCGGCGGCUAACCUGCUAGCUGCACAAAAUCCGUUACUUAUCCCGGCUGGAAUAGACCGCAUCGGCUCGGUUCGGUUCGAGGACUGGGAGUCAGGAUGUUGAUAGCAGCGGUUGGUGCCGGUCCUGGGAACCCGGCCGGACCCAAUAAGAAGAACCGUAGGAGAGGCAAGAAGCACCGAAGAGUCAAAGCAGAAGAGAACCGGUCUGAGGACAUCUGUGAACUUCAGAGUCUGAACGCUGACAGCAGCCACCUGCAGACGCCUCCUCAGACCGCCCCCCCCAGGCUGACCCCCGACAACUCACCACAAGCAUCGCCCACAAAAACUUCAACACAGCCACAAGAUCCACAUGAAAGCACGAUGCCCGGACACAGCCCCCCUCGCUCCCCUACGUUACCAACCAAAACGCCCGCACAGACCGCCCCCCAGCCUCCCUCACCCUCUCCCCCCCCUGAGCACGUCGCCGCCACCACCACCACCUCCGACCAGACCUCCAGCCCCCGCCACCACACGGUAAAAACCCCAUCACCACCUCCUGAAAACGGGCCCCAAACUCCCCCCUUGACGGCGACUCGUCAGGUUUUCAGCCAGUCGCCUCUUAACGAUUCUCAAAGCCCCGCCCACAGCCAGUCACCGCCGAAUGGCAACCAAAAUAUUUCCCAGAAUCCCUCGAGGUUCCCCCACAGAACUCUUGAAAACGCCAUCCUGCGUCUUUCCCAUCAUGAAUCAGAUCCUUCCAAGUCUCCACACAGUUUCAGCCACAGUGCCUCCGAGUCGCCGUCAUUCUUUGCCCAUCAUCCUGCCAAAGCCCCACCCACUCCCCCUUUAAGCCCCUCCCACCCGGAUCCUUUCUUGUUGAACUCCGUGACGUUCACCUCCAGUGUCUCCUCCCACCUCUACUCCCCUCUCUGCUCUUCCUCUGCCUCCUCAUUCCUCCACUCCUUCGACUCGCUUCCCCCUUCCAUCGGUUUGCCUCCCAUGAUGUCAUUGGCCGCCCCUCAGCUGACCACACCCCCUCCCACCCUCAGCCCGCCCCCUCCGGACUUUACCCCACCCCCCGCUCAGCUGCUUGGCUCAGAUGAUGAAGAGCAGGAGGACCCGUCGGAUUAUUGUAAAGGUGGUUACUACCCCGUGAAGAUAGGUGACUUAUUUAACGGCAGGUACCACGUGGUCAGGAAACUCGGAUGGGGACAUUUUUCUACAGUUUGGCUCUGCUGGGAUUUACAGAAGAAGCGUUUUGUUGCACUGAAGGUGGUGAAGAGCGCUCCACAUUACACCGAGACGGCACUGGAUGAGAUAAAGCUGCUGAGAUGUGUGAGGGACAGUGACCCCUCCGAUCCACACAGGGAAACCAUCGUCCAGCUGAUCGACGACUUCAAGAUCUCUGGAGUCAACGGAGUUCAUGUCUGUAUGGUGUUGGAGGUUCUGGGUCAUCAGCUGUUAAAAUGGAUCAUCAAGUCCAACUAUAUGGGACUUCCUCUGGUGUGUGUGAAGGCCAUCAUCAGACAGGUGCUGCAGGGUCUGGACUACCUCCACACCAAAUGUAAAAUCAUCCACACGGACAUUAAACCUGAGAACAUCCUAUUGGACGCGGACGACGUUUACGUCAGGAGGUUGGCGGCCGAGGCCACCGUCUGGCAGAGAGCCGGAGCCCCGCCCCCUUCUGGUUCCUCAGUUAGCACGGCUCCCAGGGACGUCCAGGCUGGUAAACUGUCAAAAAACAAGAGGAAGAAGAUGAAGAGAAAAGCAAAACGACAGCAAAGGCUUUUAGAAGAAAGACUGGUGGACAUUCAGAGGAUGGAGGAGGAGGACGGCCCAACGAAUCCAGACGACCUUGACACAAACCCCUCCCACGUCGUCAACGGCAACAAUUCCAAGGCCAGCCCGGAGUCCACCUCGUCCUGGUUGGAGGACAGGUGUAACGGCCACGCCCCCGGACGCUUCUCUAGCCCCGCCUCCGGCCUGUCGGGAUUUUCCAGCUCCGUGAUGUCAGCGACGUCCGAGUCAGCACUUUCUACACAGUCGGGAUAUUCGAGCAGUCGAGACGUGUUCUGUGCGUCAGACUUCGUCCUCAGUCCUCUGGAUCCUCAAAACGCAGACAAACUCAAAGUGAAGAUAGCGGAUUUAGGCAAUGCAUGCUGGGUGCACAAACACUUCACGGAGGACAUCCAGACCCGACAGUACCGAGCCGUGGAGGUUCUGAUCGGAGCCGAGUACGGACCACCGGCCGACAUCUGGAGCACCGCCUGCAUGGCCUUCGAGCUGGCGACGGGGGAUUAUCUGUUUGAGCCUCAUUCAGGUGAAGAUUACACCAGAGACGAAGAUCACCUGGCUCACAUCAUGGAGCUGCUGGGUCCCAUUCCUCUGCCCUUCGCUCUGUCUGGCAGGUACUCCAGAGAAUACUUCACCAGGAGAGGCGAUCUGCGUCACAUCUCGUCCCUGAAGCCGUGGGGUCUGUUCGAGGUCCUGUUGGAGAAAUACGAGUGGCCGUUGGACCAGGCCGCCCAGUUCAGUGACUUCCUGUUAACCAUGUUGGAGCUGCAGCCGGAUCGAAGAGCGACAGCCGCACAGUGUCUGCAACACAGCUGGCUGCAGCCCUGACACACACACACACACACGCACACACACACGCACACACACACACACCGGUUGAGGGGUGUUAGGAGUGGAUCUCACACCAUCUGUCCUCUGCUUCUGUUCGUCUCCUCUGUUCUGCUUUGAUUCAAACACCGGCUGAUCCCAGAUCUGCAGCGGGUCAGAGCCCAUUCACACGAGCAUAAAAACAGAGAACUGGGAAUAAUCUGAUAAUUGACGUGUUUACAUGCACUAAAGAAAUGCGAUAAUUGAUAAAUUCUGGUUUAGACGCUCCGGUCUAUUAUUGGAUUCAGAGUUCGUACGUACGUAGCGAUGGUAGAAUCAAACUUCCUGUUACUGUCUUCUGCUUACGUUUGACUACAUAACAUCUGUUUUCUACAAUUUUAUUUGUUUUUACACAUGCGCAGAUGUAACAGAACUAAAUGAAUCAGAUGAACCUGUAUACAUGCAGGAAGACAUCAGAGUAUUGGGGAUAAAUCCAGGUGUGUUAAUCUGAUUUAUUAUAAUCAGAUUAUACUGUUUACAUGAUCACUUCAAUAAUCUGAUAACCCCAGAAAUUAGAUAGUGAUGGUAGUUUCAGUGUGGAUGUAAACAGGCUCAUCAUCUUCUGAAAACACAAACACAGACUGAAAUGAUUCACUUAGACUCUCACAGAACUGUUUACACGUUCAGCAAAUACAGCGAUCUGAUGUGAUGUGUUUACACGAGCCACGCAUUUGAUCAGACCAAAACCUGGACAAAGUGUUUCCACCUCAUGUGAAGAGUCGCAUAAACUGGAAAAAGAACAGGUUUAGGUUUUUCAAACAUCCAGGAGUGUUUGGUUUGGUUGAUGGUCGGUGGAUUCUGUCUGUUUUCACCUAUUAUGACCCUGCCCCCUGAAGGGGAGGCAAGGGGUGUUGUUUUUGGUUCAGUUUGUUUGUAUGUUUGUUGACACUAGCAACAAAACUAUUGGUUGAAUUCAUAUCAAAUUUGGUUUGUAGAUUGCCGGUGAUUCAGAAUAGAUGUGAAUACAUUUGGGAAAAAAUAGAUCAAAGUUUAAAAAUUUUUAUCGGCUAAAAUUUCCUUAGGGGGUCAAAUGAGCGGCCAUUUUUGU
Sphaeramia orbicularis (orbiculate cardinalfish) is the source of this 4080-nucleotide messenger RNA. RefSeq names its product SRSF protein kinase 3-like. Gene Ontology annotation, molecular function: protein serine/threonine kinase activity; ATP binding. Gene Ontology annotation, cellular component: cytoplasm; nucleus. Lineage: Eukaryota; Metazoa; Chordata; Actinopteri; Kurtiformes; Apogonidae. The coding region runs from base 489 to 2993 and encodes 834 amino acids. Gene Ontology annotation, biological process: regulation of mRNA processing; intracellular signal transduction; peptidyl-serine phosphorylation. The record is from RefSeq and is a predicted model, not a curated record. The transcript has 17 exons.